This is a messenger RNA of Dinoponera quadriceps, 10111 nucleotides long. Its product is annotated as probable G-protein coupled receptor CG31760. The record is from RefSeq and is a predicted model, not a curated record. The coding region runs from base 2768 to 5449 and encodes 893 amino acids. Gene Ontology annotation, molecular function: G protein-coupled receptor activity. NCBI's taxonomy places the organism in Eukaryota, Metazoa, Arthropoda, Insecta, Hymenoptera, Formicidae. Gene Ontology annotation, biological process: G protein-coupled receptor signaling pathway. Gene Ontology annotation, cellular component: membrane. The transcript is spliced from 18 exons.
AGACUCGCCGGGACUCCCUCUUCGGCGGUGCGCCCUCUCUCUCUCUCUCUCUCAUCGCGUCGAGGACGCGCUUUGACGAGUCUCACGUUGAUCGGCCGACGACGAAGUUUGAUUUCGCGGAGGGCGCACGCCCCAACGGGCGACCCCGGUCCCGGCCUGCUGGUCCCGGCCGCGCACAGCUAAGUCCUCUUCGGAGUCAUGAGCGAACCUUCGUCCGGAGAAGGUCCUCCUCCUGCGCUCGUGAGGCUGCCGCACCAUCCGUCGCGCUGUGUAUCUCCUGCGCCUACAUCCGCCGGCUGUAUCCCCGAGGCCGAGUAAUCGCGCGCCCGGCGUCGUUGCCACCGGUUCGUCCGUUAGCUAUUACCUCGUUUCCAGGUCGUCCACCAGCCCUUCGUCGUCGUCGUUGUCGUCGUACCUCUUGCACGCGUCCACGCGGGAAGCGAGGCGUUAAAUGUCGAGGUGAUCGUCAGAGUGUCAUGGUUCCGGCGAAUGGAAAUAUCCGUCGCUUACAGGUAGCCUCGACCUGCGUAAGGAUACGCCUCCGCGCAACCUUUCUACGUAAGUUCAACGAGCACUUUGCCUACACGUAAACAAUGGUCUGUGCUUCUCGGCUGAACCGGCUGCGCUUCCAGUUCGAGGAAUUUACAUAUUUACACAUCGAAACGUGCGAAGAAUAAUAUUCCAGUUAGAAGAAAUUGUUUUUCUAAUCAAAUACGUCUGAAAGAUAUCUGAAACAAAAUAGAACGGCUUUUAGCGAUACUUUUGAGACAUCCCUUAGACAUUCGUUCUGCCUGGGAUAUGUGUGAGAUCCCCACGCUUGUGUGUAAAUCUCCCGAACUGGUGCAGUCAGUUCAGCUGAAGAGAACAGACCAAAUGCCUCUCGUCUUGGCCCGAGGUCGAAGCGGCACGCUUCGGACCGUGAGGUGAUCAGUCCGCACAAGAGUCUGAGAGAGAACGAUUAAAAAACGAUUGGGAAAAACAAAAGAUAGAGAGAGAGAGAGAGCGCGCGCGCGUGUAUGUGUAUGCGAUAUGAUCCUCGCCCGUCCGACCGGGCCGUUCAGCAAACGGCCGGCUAGACAACAGUUUUUCCUCCUCUUUUCCCUUCUUUUCCUCCUCGCGACGCUUUCGAUCCUGUCGAUCCGUCGGUCCGGGUCCACGAGCCGGCGGCGUCGCUCGGAAACGACACUGCCGUCGCGUCUGGAGCAGCGCGCGUGCCGCGCGUGAAAUAAUGUUAAAGGAGCAACUCGAAGAGGAAGGAGGAUGCGACGCGAAACGAGCGAAACGGCGCUACUCGACGGGAGAGAGAGAGAGAGAGAGAGAGCUCUGGGGGUGGCUUGUGCCGCCGCUGGCUGCAUCGAUCGUUUUCCACCGGCGCUAUAGCGGCUGUUGCCUACGGAUAGACGGGACGGACGGACGGACGAUGCGACCUCGUCGCGUUAGAAAAACACUGUAAAUCGCGAGAUCGCGGCGCGAGGAGUACCGAGCGUCGUCGGCUUCGAAUGGGAAUCGACGGGCGAAUCGGUGCCCCGAUUACGUCCGGUCGCUCGACCCGACGAUGACCGUGCGGAACGACGACGAGGACGACGAUGUGGCUGCUCGAGGCCGAUCGAGAGAUCGCUCGCUCCGCUGAUUGACGCAAUUAGCCGCGGCGGUAUGCCGCCUAAUGCGAUUUGCGGUGUGCGCGAUCCACACCGCAAAUCGUAUCACGCGCGUCGUGUGUUACGUCGUUAAUAUUUCAGUGAUCGAUAGCGCGUCGCGUAGGGAAACGCGCGCGCACACACACGCACACAUACGCACGUGUCAUACACAUGCACAGGAAGGGGCUGCUCUUCCGAAGGGGGUUGGCCGAAUCGACUAUCCGCGCGCGCCAUCGCGCGCUAUCGAUCUCGGCGCCGAUUAAAGAACGAUUCGCCGGCGAUAGCCCUCGCGACACGGCCCUCGCUCGAUUUCUCCCCUCCGAUCGUCUCCCGUAUAUCGAUUCAACGUCGUCAUCGUCAUCCACGAAGCGCGUUAUUGCGCGCUUCCUCAUCGUCGUCGGCCGGGGGCUAAUUAUCCCCCGACGACUAAUUGCCGACCUCGAGCCGAUUCCGGAUGAGGAACGACGACUCCUCUCCGUUAACUCUGUCAAUUCCCUCGCGCUCCUCUCUCUCUCUCUCUCUUUCUCUCUCUCCCGCUUGCGGUGCGCGCUCGUUCUGCGUCGACGACGUUGCCGUCGAUGCUGCGAGCCGAUCUCUCGCGCGACGCACUUGGACGGGCGUUUGCGGAGGAAGCGGGGGGAGGGGAGACGGCGGAGGGUUGUUGGGGUUUAUUCAAGGUUGAGCGAACCUCACGUGUCGCUUGUCAAAGGGCAGGUAAGCCGCUGGAAAAUGGACUCGCCUGUACGAGAGGCCGGCUGUUCUAUUUUGCGCGACACGCCGGGGAAACGAGACGAAAUCGAGUGACCACCGGGCCGAUAGCCUUCGCUGCCAGUGAUAUUCCCGACUCCGUUUGAAGAGCGUGCGUGUGUCGCCGCUUAAAAUAGCUAAAUACCCGCGGUACGAGAGGGAUAUACAUCUUUAUCCGCGCGCUCACACGGUUUACCGGCGGUGCAAACACACACACAUUCACAAACAUAUAUAUACGGGCUGCAUCGGGGGUAAAACUUCCGGGAUCGAUUCGCGUUUUCGUUCUCUUUCUCUUCCCUUUUUCCCUUUCUCUCUCUCUCUCUCUCUCUCUCUCUCUCUUUCUCUCUCUUUCCCCCUCUCUCUCAAAUUACCAUCGCACGAGGAUGAGAAAAUAUAAGCGACGACAACAACAGCAACGCGUCAAGCAUCGUGCGCUCUGUGUCCGCCGUAGAGCCUCGUCGCAGCGACGACGAUUCGCCGUCGAUGGAGGAUCGGCGGGACCGUUGAACUCGGCUCGCGACAGGUGGUGGGAACAUGCCCGGACGAUCGCCGGCGAGGGCGUACGAGCGGCCCAUAGAGCACGCGGGCCGCAAGCUCGCCGCUACUUGAAUGCCACCGCCGCGGGAGGGCACGGGAUGGGCGAGUCCUGGCUCUCGGUCCUACUCGCUGCCACGGUGACCACGAUGACGAUGAUGGCCUGCGUGACGAGAGCGGCCGAACCAUCCUCGGCGGCGAGCCUCACGACGACCGCACGUGACGACCCUCCGCUCGACGCGAAACGGGCGGCCAUCGAGGAGGCGUUGGACGUGAUCGAGGCUGCGUCCACCGGCUCCCUCGGCGAGGUGUGCGUGAACACGGUGGGCUUCAAGUCGCUGCCGGCUGGUGUCGAGCUGGACCCGAGACGUUACGACACGGCGCGGCAGAAGGCCGACAUGACCGCGAUGGUGCUUCAAAACCUCGGCGCCGCCGAGGCGACGCGACGUAACGCUCUCCUGGACGCCCUGACCAAGUCGCUGCUCGUCUCGGUGGACGACGCGGUGGAAGCGAGGGUGAUCGCGCUCAACUCGUCCACCGGCACCGUCAUCGCCGCGGUCUGGCUGAAGCGCAGCCCCGGAAGCGUCGGCGAGCCGACCAAGGUCGAGAGCCACGCACUCCAGCCCGGCACGAAGCCGGAUCCCAGCCUGCCCUGGUUCGAGAACGCCGGCGGCAGCACCGAGCUAAGGUCACCGAAAUUCAUGCAGUCACCGCCGAUUGAAUCCUACAGGGGUUGGUGGACCAUCCCGUACUUCUCCUGCAAGACCCGCCGCUGGCUCAUCUCGUACAGCGUCAACGUCAAGUCACCGGACGUCCGACCCGGGGUGAGAGAAUUCAUAAGCAUGGACGUCGACAUAAGCAGCUUGGAAGUGAACCAGUGCGACGCGCCGCCUCCGCUCAACAGCAACGACGGACUCGAGCCUCCUACGAGUAACCAGAUCGCCUUCUUCAAGGGUACCCACAAGUGCCACACCGACACCACGCAGUGCGUGUACCAGGGUCCGGACAGCCGCGUGAACGAGAACGGCGUGGGUGCCGGUUGGGCGAAGGGUGCGUACGUGUGCAAAUGCCGGAAAGGCUUCUACAGCGUCAGCCACCACCAGACGGAUUUCGACGGGAUCCUCGUGGAAGCCGCGUGGAAGGAGAUGAAGGAAAACAGGAGCGACUCGUACGAGAAGGCGUUCCAGUGUCUGCGCUGCGCGCCGGGAUGCGCCGGAUGCAAAGGGCCCGAGCCCUGCUUAGCGACGUACAACUGGCCCUUCAGGAUCACGCUGCUGGCCGUCUCCAUCUUCUGCGCGUUCGGCACGAUCGUGCUGGUGGCGUACAUGUACCAGCAUCGCAAGCUGAAGGUGUUCAAGGUCGCGUCCCCGAUCUUCCUGUCCAUCACGCUUCUCGGCUGCGCCUUGAUGUAUCUCGAGAUGGCCGCGAUAUUCCCGGUUCUCGACAUGUACUCGUGCAUCGCCACCAAGUGGACGAGGCACAUGGGCUUCUGCGUCUCGUACACGGCGCUGCUGAUGAAGACCUGGCGGGUUUCGCUCACGUAUCGCGUGAAGAGCGCCCACAAGGUCAAGCUGACGGACAAGCAGCUGCUGCAGUGGAUGGUGCCGAUCCUGCUGGUGAUGCUGAUCUACCUCGGCACGUGGACUCUGAGCGCGCCGCCUUACGCGGAGGUGAUCACGGAUAAUCGCGAUCUCAAGUUCUACCAGUGUUCUUACAACUGGUGGGAUCACAGCUUGGCUAUCGGUGAAAUUCUCUUUCUCGCCUGGGGCAUAAAGGUAUGUUACAACGUGCGAAACGCGGAGAGUCUAUUUAACGAAGCCCGUUUGAUAAGUUACGCCAUUUACAAUAUAGCCGCGGUGAACAUAACCAUGAUAGCCAUUCACCUCUUCAUAUUUCCCCGCGCCGGGCCGGAUAUCAAGUACGUACUGGGCUUCUUGCGGACUCAACUUUCCACGUCCGUCACGGUCCUCCUCGUGUUCGGCCCUAAGGUAAUCAGAGUGUUACGAGGCCAAGGGGAUCAAUGGGACAGUCGGGCGAGGGCGCGCGGCGUCACAGCGAGCUUCUCCCUGAACGGGAUCGGCUUGGUGCCGGAGGAGACGACGGACUUGUAUCAGGAGAACGAAGAGCUUAAGGAGGAGAUCCAGAAGCUGGCGGCGCGCAUCGAGUUCAUGAAGAUCGUACACAUGGAGAUGCACAACCGGCACAUCAAGCCGAAGAUGGGCGGUUACUUCAGCACGCACGGCCACGGCCACGGUCAUCCGACGGCCGGGCAGAGCCCGAUCGCGAAGAGCUCCACGGCCAGCUUUAUCCUCAAACAGACGGCCGUGGAGCGAGGAGCGACGGCAGCCGCGGCCGCGGCCGUCGAGGACUCGACCUUCCCGUCCGGCAGUCUGCACCGGGCGCGCAGGAUGGAGAUGCUGAGGGAGAGGAAGGCGGAGCGCGAGAAAGAGCGGAGCAAGGAGAAGGAGCAGAAGGAGAGGUCGCAGCAGGAGAAGCAGCAGGAGAGGCGGGCGAGCGGCGAGAAGGUCUGACUAGUGAUCAACAGCGAGGAGAUAUGGUUGUGACGAAGACAGUGCGCCGACAGAAACCAGAAAACGGGCAGGACGACGGCGAUGACAACGACGACGAGGAGGAGGAGGAGAAGGCGGCGGAAGAAGGAGCUGAAGAAAUUCAGAUUGUAUCCUAUGAUGUGUGACAGAAGACUGCCCGUGUUCGUGUGAGACGGUCGCCGUCGAAUCGAAAUUCCAUCGCGACCCACUGUCUUCGCGCCAUUGUGAUAGCGAUAUCCUCGUAAUUAUUAUUACGUCGUACGACCUCAAUCAAAUUGUAAUCAAAAUCUCCGAGGAGAAACGAUUCACGGGAAGGGAAGAGUCGGCGGCGGCGACGGCGACUAUCGCGCGUCGCGUUCCUGUAUUAUUUCGGCGGCAUCGCUUCCGAGGACACGAACGUCUCUCGCUCACAAAUUGACCUUAGCGACAUUAUUUCCAAAGAGCGCACACUCGAGCGUGCAACGGACGUCGUUGACGCGUUAACGUUUAAUUGCGAAACGGAUUACUUUACCGAAUGCUUCGCUGAGAGAUCGAACGCGAAUGAAUACGAAGAAUAUACACCGAGCUGUCACAAAUGCACAAAGAAUGCACCGACGAGUCCGCGAGUCGCUGUCGCCGUCGCCGCUUUGUCGUCGCUUUGACGACCGGAUUAUUUUUGCUUAUCCGGCGAAAGCGCGCAACGUCGCUUUUUGUCGCGAACACCCGACAGAAAUGUAAAACUGUGCGCUGAGCGAACGAACGAGGAAUGAACGGCGAGUGCAAACUUUCGUUGUUACGAUUCGGAAGAUCUGUCACGAAUCCGAAAAGGUUUCGAAUUUGCGAUUCCGCUCAUAAGGUGAACCUUCAUCGAAGAAAAUCCGUGCGCGUUUCGACGCGAACGUGCAUAUUAAUAUUUUAUACCCGCUUUAUGUCCGCCGUUCGUUUGUUGUCCGUUCAUUCGGUGUACACCCACACAGAAAAAAAAAACAGUCAUAAAUGAGCGAGAAUAUUAUAAUAUCCUUGGAAGAUUUUUAGUCUUUAAUCGAGCGCGAGUACACCGUAAAUCCAAGCGCGUUAUUUUAGCUGAGGCUUUUCCUACACUUUUCUUGCUGUUUCAAAUCGCGCCAUUUAAUACGACUGUGGACGCGUUAAUUUAAUCCGAUCAAGCGUUUUUAAAUGACGUAACCUGAAACAGCAAGAAACAUGAAUAAAAAGAGUUCCGGCCAAGUGUGUCAUUUGUAAACGUUUAUGCGUGCAAAAAUACAUCGAUACAAGUUGAAUCAAAUCAAGGCUAAAAAUCUUCUUCAAGAAGAUUAUAAUAUUCUUGCUUACAUGGGAACAUCAAUCAUUGAUUUAAGACUAAUCCUUUUCCGUGCACCUUGAAGGAGACGCGAGAACUUGAGUUUAUCGAAAUGACUUCUAUAUGUUCAUGACGGCGCCCGCGCGCUUUUGCCGAACAACACCUUACACCUACGAGAGAUACCGGACACACACACACACACACACACACACACACAUAUUACAUUCGAUAUUAAGGGAAAAGCAGCGGACGAGGGAACCCUUCUUAAAUGUUGUUACACAAGCGUUCAUGUCACGCUCUUGGAUUAAUAAUAGCACCGACUCUCGCAGGCGACCUUAUCACGCCCGAGUGAGACAUCCUCUCAUCUGCCCGCAGGAUACUUAAAUACACAUCAAUUUCAAUGUAAAUGUUAAUUUAAGCGGUUAAUAGAAUACGAGUGAAAAUAGACGCGCGUACUAUUCUCAAUUCGAACAGUCUCGGACAGGCUUGACCAAAAGCAGAAGAAAAAAGGAGACGAAUAAGUGUCGUUAUGCCGAGAGCAUAGGGGAAUUGCGUUUCCGUGCGUACGUUUGAAUUCCGUUGCGUCGUUUCCAAGUCGAGACUCACCGCCGAGGAGGACGUGGCUCGUCCCCCCUCGCUCGUUUUCCGUCGGUUUUCCGUUGACGUGUCCACGUACCUCUGAUUUACACACAGGCGUACCGUGUGUGCUCGUUCUCGUGGAGUCGCAUUUGAAACAAUGCGAGCCGGCCGAGCGACAAACUCUACUCGUGACAGGUUGUAAUAAGUGUUACAUGUGACAAUAAAAAGUUACGCAACGGGCGGUCGAAAGUGUCGCGGCGUUUCGCGAUCGGCGCUCGGUCGCCCGUCGCGAAGCCGCGCGCGCCUGCCCGUAAAGAGGAAAAAAAAAUAUAACGAGAGAUUAAUCAAAAAGUUGUUUGCGAAGAGAGAAUAGGGGGAGUACCGAGGAAAAAAAAGAGAAAAAAGAAGAUGAAGAAAGAAAUAUCGUGCGGUGUGUGUGUGAGUGUGUGUGUGUGUGUGCGUGAAGCGAUUAAGCGGGUUAAGGAGAGAAAACCUUCGCCUUGUUGGUUUACACUUUUUUAAGAGCUUACGUUUUCACGGUAGACACUGUUAUCGUAGUUCGAGAUCGUACAGAGUCGUCGUGCCGUUCAACAACGGACCGACCGGGUAUUGCUGUUCGUGUCUAAGAUAUUUAUCGUACGUAAUAUUAUUGUUGAGUACGCGCGCGCGAAUAAUGCGGCGGCACCGGGAAGCGAGUGUGACAAGUGUGCGCGCGUUACCAGUACAAUGUAGAUGUUAUCCGACGGCGAUGUUCGUCGAGUUGGAUCGAUCGUCGCGAGAUCCCGCGUACACGGAGUAUCGGCUCGCCCUUGGUUCUUCUCUCUUAAGCGGUGGCACGCUUUAUCCUCUCUCGUUAACGAAACCGCGAGGAACGAUCGUUCCGUACACAGGGUGUCCCGAAAUUAGACCGACAAACUGGUGUCAAAAGAAGCUUCACAAGCUGGUCCGAGUUUGCCAGCCUUGAUUUCGGGGCUGUAUUUCAUCGGCGACUUUUCAUCCGGUGAACAGUCGAUUAUUCCGUGCGUUCCCCCGGAAAUCCCCGUGAUAAGUGUGAUUUUCAGCGCAUCCGGAGGACCUUCUCUCUCGGUUCUUCUCUUCUUUCCUCUUCCACGGCUUCAUUCGAUACGUUGGGAACGAGCGAAAGUUCGUCGACAAAACGGUCGGUGUCGAGUCAGCGCGUAAAGAUACACACAGAAAAAUAUCAUUCUACUGCUAAGAAAAGCGACCGCUCAGUUUACUUCCCUUCCUUUAAGUAACGGUUAUGUUCAACGGAGAAUAUUUUCCCGACAAAAGUUCUAAAAUAUCCUCAAAUUUGAGAGAAGCUCAUUGUCAUGUACUCAAAGGAAGCAUUUAUUCUUUUUCCCAGAAUAUUAUAAAAGUUAAUCGAAGAGAGAGAGAGAGAGAGAGAGAGAGAGAGAAAGAGACAGAGAAAGAAAGAAAAGUUAAAUUCGGUUGAUUUAAAUAAACAACUCGAGUUUGAUUUUAAUGAAGUAUUCUUGAUUAAAGUGCUAAACUUCCUAAGAUUUAGAAUAUAUUUCGAACAAUUAAUUAAAUUUAAUAAUAACAAUUUAAUUCUUACGAUGAACUUGUGACAUAUAUUUGCAGACACAUAAAUUUACGAAGUGCUUAAAACAAAUAAUAUUUAUUUGUGUAUCAGACUUCAUGAAUGCUGUUUCAUCCCUUAAGCACAGUAACAUUGAAAAUCUCCAAUUAGGCGCGUUAUUUUUGAAUAUUUGUGCAUCACAUUUGCCGCUUCGCCGGUUCAUCAAGUUAUCGAUGCACAAUGAUGAUUGUCGUGAUGCACGAAUAAUCUGAUUGGAAAUGUCUGAUGUUACUGUACUUAAGGAAUGACAUGAAUGCAUGCAUUAAUCGCAGCAUUAAUGGAGCCUGUACGCCGCAGUACGUAUUUUUCUGCGUGUAGAAUCGGAGAAUCGAACGGGGGGGGUCGAACGACCGACACAAAGGAUCGGAAAACAAAAGAGUCAAUUCCAAAGAUCGCCACGAAUCGAAGGUGGACCGAGAAUUUCGGAGUAUCCAUCUUUCGGAGCGCGACUCGCGCAGAUUAGCGUUAGUGUAUCCGUUCAUAUCCGUUCGAUCGGAGCAUCAGCGUAAUUAAUCGAUCGAAAUUCCCAUUCCGUCGGUUCCGGUUGCGAAGCGUUGAAGUGAACGCGACGGGGGGAGAGCGGAGGAGGCUCGCUCGGAUCUCGUCGCGACGCAUUCCGCGUUCAAUGUAAAAAAAAAAACUCGCAAAAGAGGCGCUUUAGCUUUCGCCCGCGCGCGUUCGGUAGCUCGCGAUAUAGCUCGCUAAGAGAGAGACGAACGCUUUCGGUGUUGCGUGUAUAUCGUCGUACGUGUGACGAGAAAUCCGCUUCGUUCCGCAACACGAGGAAGAGAGAAAUAGGCAGACGAACGGUGAGGAUCGGAUGGAAAGAGGUGGGGGAAAGGGAAACGGCAAGACGCAAAUAGUCUCCGCGUGUUCGCGCGGAGUCACGAACUGAAGGGAAAUGUCGGCAAACGUCGCGAGUUCGAUCCAUGUUGAUCCUACAUCCGCGAACGGCGAUUACUUUGAUUUUUCCGACACACGAAGGGGCGAACAGAGAGGCGGGAUGGACGAGAGAUUCCUUUUCUCGGGGGAAGACGAGGACGAAAAAAAAACGUCGAAUGGCGCGCUCUACCCCGUUCCUGCGGCACCCCGCCAAACAAAGUCGAGAAUACAUGUAGAACCGAAUACGUAUUUGUAAAGAUAUACUGUAUGUCAGUGAAUACAAUAAUCUUGGAGACACUCA